UCGAAAUGUCAGUGAAGCAAAUUUAUUACUCAGAGAAAUACUACGACGACGUAUUCGAGUACAGACAUGUCCUGUUGCCGAAGGAAAUAGCUAAGCUUGUCCCAAAACGGCAUCUUAUGUCAGAAACUGAAUGGCGAAGUCUUGGUGUUCAACAAUCUCAGGGUUGGGAACAUUACAUGAAACAUGACCCUGAGCCUCACAUUUUGUUAUUUAGAAGAGAAAGGACGGAUCUGCGCAAGAAUUAGAACACAAGAAUGCCAUUGUAGUAACUGUCAAUGGAAUGAAGCUGGAACAGUGUACUAAUGCUAACCUCUACAUUAAAAUAUAACAAUAUUAAUGA
Messenger RNA from Pocillopora damicornis (cauliflower coral), 340 nucleotides. Its product is annotated as cyclin-dependent kinases regulatory subunit. Lineage: Eukaryota; Metazoa; Cnidaria; Anthozoa; Scleractinia; Pocilloporidae. The record is from RefSeq and is a predicted model, not a curated record. Gene Ontology annotation, molecular function: cyclin-dependent protein serine/threonine kinase regulator activity.